Messenger RNA from Phycomyces blakesleeanus NRRL 1555(-), 816 nucleotides. RefSeq lists its product as hypothetical. NCBI's taxonomy places the organism in Eukaryota, Fungi, Mucoromycota, Mucoromycetes, Mucorales, Phycomycetaceae. The record is from RefSeq and is a predicted model, not a curated record. The transcript is spliced from 3 exons. The coding region runs from base 1 to 816 and encodes 271 amino acids.
AUGGCCCUCGCUACAUUUGGAAUCAUCACUCGCCGUUGGAAACCAACCUACUUAUCAGUCGAUAGCUAUAACUCUUACCGUGGUUUAUCAGAUCAUAUACCAGAAAAUCUAUUUCUCGAGCGCAUUACAGAUCUAAACCUAUUCAUCGAAAAAAACUACCCUCAUGUUUAUCCGGAUUCAUAUAUGUUCCUUGUUGCAAUCAUCCUCAUCAUACUUGCAGCCGUAUUCUCAAUUGUGACUAGAGUUCUCGACAUAUCCCUCUGGUACCCUCUUCUUAUUCUCAUUGCUCCUGCCCUCAUUGCAUAUUGGACUACAAGAAGACGAGGCUUCUAUUAUCUUCGAUUGAACAAGUUUUACGAUUCUUUAUACACACACCUCAAAGAAAUCAGCUCAAAUGAUGCACCUCAUCACAUCCGGUGGGGCUAUCGAAGACUGAGAGACGACGACACCGCAGAUACACUUCACCUAACACAAGAUAUCUCUCAUUGGCGGAUUGCAUUUGUAAUUGAAAUUAUCCAACUUGAUCCUGAAAUCGAUCACUCUCACAACGGCCAAGAAGUGUUGCCAGCUUACAACGCAGCUUCUCAGGAUGUCGUUCUUGACAUUGGUCCAGAUAUCAUAGUACGACCAACUGCCGAGCAACAUAACGGAGACCAGGAGGAGGGGGCUGUUCAGGGGAUCACAACCACAACCAACACCAUCAGCAACAGAUCCGCCACAAAUGAUAACAAUACCCUGAUGGCCGAGCCUCCUACAUAUCGCCAAUCCAUAGACUUGGGAACCCCUCCACCUUACCUCCGUCCACCCCAAGAUUAA